This is a messenger RNA of Emiliania huxleyi CCMP1516, 2490 nucleotides long. RefSeq lists its product as hypothetical. NCBI's taxonomy places the organism in Eukaryota, Haptophyta, Isochrysidales, Noelaerhabdaceae. The record is from RefSeq and is a predicted model, not a curated record. Bases 1 to 2490 code for a protein of 829 amino acids. The transcript is spliced from 5 exons.
AUGCUGCUGCUUGCUUGCCUGGCCUACCACUCUCCCAUACGGCCAUCGACGCCGCACGCCGCAGCCGCGCGCAUCGGCCGGCCACCUAUCGCUGUCGAUCCAACGCCGGAGUGGGCCGAUCGCGCUGACGAGCUGAUGCGAGAACUCGUUAAGGGCGGAUCGCGCCGGAUCGGCCCGUGGACCAUAAGCAGCGCGGCGGCGCUGGAGAAGGCGCAGGCUCAGGCGGCGGCGACGACCGACCGCGCACUGCGAGAGCGGGACGCCGCCUCGGACCGCGCAUCUGACGCGGACGCCGCCGCCGCCCAGGCGCAAGCCGAGGCGGCGGCGGCUCGAGCUGCGAAUUCGGCCAAGGAGGCUGCGGCGAGGGCGGCGGAGGAGGAGGCGGCGCGGGCGCUGACGGAGCGGGACGAGGCGGCGGAUCGUGCGGCGGCGGCGGAGCGGGCAGCGGCAGGAGCGCGCGAGAGGGCGCGUCUUGCAAAGGCCGAGCAGGCCGCGGCAGUGAUCCGCGCGAACGCGGACAAGUCGGCUGGGCUGCUGCGCGCGAACGCGCGCUUCCGCGAGCGGGCGCUUGGUGCGGAGUCGCAAGCGGCCAAGGCGGCGGCGGCGGCGGCGGAGGCGGAGGCGAGGGCAGAGGCCGAGGCGGCGGCGGCGGCGGAGGCUCAGGCGAGGGCGGCGGAGGCGGCGGCGGAGGCGGAGAGCGCGACGGCGACGGCGGCGGCGGAGGCGGAGGCGGCGGAGGCGGCGAGGGCGGAUCGCGAGGCGGCGGUGGCGGCGGCGGAGAAGGAGGUCGCUGCGGCGCUCGAGGCGCGCGCGGCGGAGAAGGAGCGAGCGGCGGCGGCGGAGGAGCGCGCCAAGGGCGUGUCGAUCGCGUUGGACAAGACGGAGGCGCGGCUGGCGGAGGCGCAGGCGGAGCUCGAGGAGGGGAUUAAGUACGCGUCCGAGCGGGUGGGCGAGCUGGACGACGCGCUCGAGUUUGCGCAGGACAACUUGCGCCGCAAGGAGAGGGAGCUGGCGGAGCAGGCGGACGCGGCGGCGCGGGCGGAGAAGGAGGCGGCCAAGGCGCGCGCGCAGGCCGAGUACGACGCGGCGGUGGCGGCGAGGGAGGCGGCCGAGGCGAAGGCGAUCGCGGAGCUCGAAGCGAAGGCAGCGGCGAUCGCCAAGGCCGAGAAGGCGGCGUCGCGCGCCUUCUGGAUAAGACAAUUCGAGGACAUGUCUCGCACACGCGGCUGCGCUGGAGGCGGCAGGCGAGGAGGUGGCGAGGGCGCGCGAGGCGACCGAGGCGUCCACGCGGCGGGCGGUGGCGGCGGAGCAGGAGGCGGCCAGGCGGAGGCGGCGGCGGAGGCGGCGGCGACGGCCCCGCGGACCUCCAACGAGGAGAAGGAGGAGGCGGUGCAGUCUGCGAAUGUCGAGAAGCUGACUGCGAUCCGCACGGCGGAUGCUGAGGCGGCGGCGGCGCAGGAGGCGUCGAGCGAGGCGGCGCAGGCGCGUGACGCGGCGACAGUCCGAGCCGCGAUCGCGGAGUCCGCCGCCGCCGCCGCCUCGAGCAAGGCGCGGCGGGAGAGGGCGGAGAAGGAGGAGGCGGUGUCGCGAGCCACCUCUGCAGCGGCGGCCGCGCAGCAGGAGGCCGCGGCUGCGCUCGCCGCUCGCGACGCCGCCUCCGCGCGGGCGGCGUCGGCCGAGGCGGCGGCGCUGCGGGCGGAGGCGGCGGCGGCGGCGGCGGAUGCGGAGAAGGAGUCGGCGGUCAAGGCCGCGAACGCUGAGCGCGCGGAGGCGCAGCGCGACGCAGCGCUUGCGCUCGAGGCCCGCGACCAGUCGACGGCUUGGGCCGAGACAGCGACUAGCUCGGCGGUGGCGGCGGCCAAGGAGCUGUCCGCGGCGCUGGCGGCGCGCAAGGAGGUGGAGAGGGAGGUGGAGAGGGGGAUCGAGGCGCGCGACGAGGAGGCCGCCCGCGCGGAGUCGGCGACGAGCUCGACGCUGGCCGCGGCCAAGGAGCUCUCGCUCGCGUUUGCGGCUCGCAGGGUGGCCGAGGCGCGCGCGGCGGCGGCGGAGUUGGCGGCGCGGCAGACCGAGCGGCGGCACGCGAGCGACCUCAGGCGCGUGGUCGACAUCUGCGCCGCCGCGUCGGCGGCCGGCGAGGCGUCGUCGCACACGGAGCUGAUUGGCGAGCUCUGCGCGGCGGCGCUGGCGCGGGUGGCCGGCUCGGGCGAGGGCGACGCGGAGGGGGCGGGAGGCGGCGGCGUGGCGGCUGGAGGCGGCGGCGUGGCGGCUGGCGGCGGCGGCGUGGCGGAGGGGGCGGAGGGGGAGGGGGGCGGAGCGACGGAGGGGGUGGCCGGCCUAGACUUGUCCACGCUAAAGGUCACGGAGCUGAAGGGGCGGCUGGCUGCGCAGGGGCUGCCGACGGCGGGGAGGAAGGAGGAGCUCGUCGCGCGGCUGCGGGCGGCGGCCGAGGGUGAGGGGCACCACGUGACGCCGGAGGUGAGGGCGAGGUGA